Messenger RNA from Leishmania braziliensis MHOM/BR/75/M2904, 4029 nucleotides. Its product is annotated as putative 5-oxoprolinase. Gene Ontology annotation, molecular function: 5-oxoprolinase (ATP-hydrolyzing) activity. The transcript has a single exon. The record is from RefSeq and is a predicted model, not a curated record. Lineage: Eukaryota; Euglenozoa; Kinetoplastea; Trypanosomatida; Trypanosomatidae. Gene Ontology annotation, biological process: glutathione metabolic process. Bases 1 to 4029 code for a protein of 1342 amino acids. Gene Ontology annotation, cellular component: cytosol.
AUGUCGAUCACAGUCACAGCUGGGGUGAAGCGGUACCCCUCCUUCCGCUUCGCCAUCGAUCGUGGCGGGACGUUCACCGACAUUAUUGCCCACGUCGCUCAGGCAGACGGCACAGUGACUCAGGAAGUCACAAAACUGCUUUCUGUAGACCCACAGCACUAUUCCGAUGCCCCAAGCGAAGGCAUUCGCCGCAUUCUGCGCAAGUACCUUCCCGACACGGUGGCCGUCACCGGCCCGGUAGAUGCGUCGCACCUUGAAGAGGUCCGCAUGGGCACAACCGUCGCGACAAACGCGCUGCUAGAACACAAUGGCGAGCGCUGCGCAAUGGUGCUGACGGAAGGCUUCGAGGACAUCCUCACCAUUCGCGACCAGGCGCGGCCGCACCUGUUUGCGCUGAACAUCGUGAAGGCCCGGGCGCUCCCGGAGCAAGUGAUGACUGCAAAGGAGCGCAUUCGCCCAGUGUCACUCAAGGAGCAAUCCGCGUACGCGUCGCAGGCGGUGUGGCCCUCGACGUGGGUACGCUGUGGGGAGAGCUUUGUGAUCGAUGUGCUGCAGCCGCUGCACACCGACGACAUCCGGCAGAAGCUGCAGGCAGCCUACGACGCCGGCAUCCGCAGCGUGGCUGUGUGUCUUCUCCACUCGUACGCCUAUGCCAGGCACGAGCAGCAGGUCAAGCAGAUUGCGCAGGAGGUCGGCUUCCCUUCCAUUUCGCUGUCCAGUGAGCUGAUGGCACUCAUCAAGUACGUGCCACGCUCCACCACAGCCUCCGUGGACGCCUACCUGAGCCCGCUCAUUCUCAACUAUAUUGCCUCCUUCAAGGCGAAUUUCGUACACAACCUGGCCGGUGUGCAGCUGUACUUUAUCCAGAGCGACGGCGGGCUGACGAGUGCCGAAACCUUCUACGGCUACCGUGCUGUCCUUAGCGGCCCGGCUGGUGGCGUCGUGGGGUACGCCCACACCUGCGCCGAAGACUUGGGCGCCACCGUGCAGGCCGUGGGCUUUGACAUGGGUGGCACAAGCACUGACGUCUCAAGGUGCGAAGGGCCCAUAGUGCACCACACCGUUGAGGCUGAGAUUGCUGGUACACCCGUCCAGGCUCCGCAAGUUCAAGUGCACACCGUCGCCGCAGGCGGCGGGUCGCUGCUUCGGUGGGAAAACGGGAUGUUCCACGUGGGUCCCGCCUCUGCCGGUGCGCACCCGGGUCCCGCCUGCUACGGCAAGGGCGGUCCGCUGACAGUGACAGAUGCAAAUCUGGUGCUGGGUCACCUGCACCCCGACUACUUCCCCAAGGUGUUUGGCCCCAACGCUGACCAGCCGCUGGACAAGGAGGCCUCUGUGAAGCUGUUCAAGGCCCUGGCGGAGGAGAUCGCAUGCGACAGCAGCGCCAAGUACACUGACCCCGCUAUGUCGGUCGAGGAGCUCGCCUUUGCGUUUGUCCUCGUGGCGAACGAGGCGAUGUGCCGCCCCAUUCGCAACAUCACCGAGGCCAGCGGCUACCGCUGCGCCGAGCACGCGCUGGCGGUCUUUGGUGGUGCCGGCGGCCAACACGCGUGCGCCAUGGCCCGCUCAUUAGGCAUGAACAAGAUCUACGUGCAUCGCCUCGCCUCCAUCCUGAGUGCGGUAGGGACGAGUGUGACAGAUGUCGUGGAGGAGCGCAUGGCGAGCGUGCGACUGGACCUCGGUGCGGAGGGGCUAACCCCCGUGUUGGAGCAGCAGUUCGGCGAGCUCAUUGCCUCCGCCACGGCUCAGUUGCAUCGGCUUGGCUUCGAAGACGAUCAUAUUAUCACCGAGCGCUUCCUGAGCAUGCAGUACGAGAACACCAACACAAGCCUGAUGAUCGCGGAGGACAAUCCCCAGGAGGUGGCCGCGCCAGUCGUCUUAAGCACUGACAAGUUCAAGCGCCUCUACCUGGCGCAAUAUCAGCAGCAGUACGGCUUUGUACUGAGCGGCGCCCGUCGCAUCAUCAUCGAUGGUGUGCGCAUCCGUGCCCGGGGAACAGUGUACAGUCGAUCUGAGCGUGAGGCACAGGCGGCAAGCGCGGCGACUGCCACACAGAAGCAGCACCAGCAACCUCCGUACACGACUCGGCCAAAGAAGGUGCCACCACAGCCGGUGUCCAUGACGCGCAGCUACUUUGCCUCUGGCUGGGAAGAAAUUCCUGUCUACCACGUCGACCCCGCCAACGGCCCUCUCCGUGGCCCUGCGCUGCUCAUCAUGAGCGGCACAAGCGUGCUGCUGGAGCACGAGUCCACGGCGUACACAAACGACAGAGGCAACGUUAUCAUCCACACGGCGCAGGUAGUGGAGCAGUUCACAACGGAGCUGAACCCGCUGCCGCUCUCCAUCUUCUCCCACCGAUUCAUGUCGAUAGCAGAGCAAAUGGGCAAUGCGCUGCAGCGGACGAGCAUCUCGACCAACAUCAAAGAGCGCCUGGACUUCAGCUGCGCCAUCUUCGACCCAGACGGUAAUCUCGUCGCUAAUGCGCCGCACAUCCCUGUGCACCUCGGAGCUAUGGGGGCCGCGGUGCGCUGGCAGCGGGACCACUACGGAUCGGAGUGGAAGGAGGGCGACGUCAUGCUGACGAACCACCCCGCCUGCGGCGGUAGCCACCUGCCCGACAUCACCGUCAUCUCCGCGUUCUUCCAGGAAGGCAAGAUCAUGUUCUACGUUGCCUCACGUGGCCACCACGCCGACGUGGGCGGUACGACGCCGGGUUCCAUGCCACCCUUCUCGAAGACACUCACUGAGGAGGGGGCGGCCAUCAAGACGCUGAAGCUAGUCCAGCAAGGCACCUUCAACGAGGACGGCAUCCGCGAAGCCCUACUCGCCCCCGGGAAGCUGCCGGGCAUGUCCGGGUGCCGCACCAUCGAGGACAGCAUCUCUGACCUCCGUGCGCAGGUGGCCGCCAACAACCGCGGCAUCCAGUUACUGCAGAGCUUGAUCGAGUCCUACACGCUAGAGGUGGUGCAGGCGUACAUGAGGCACAUCCAGGCCACCGCCGAGCUCGCCGCGCGCAGGGUGCUGCAGCGCAUCGCUCGUGAGUACGGCAAAGCAGGGGACAGCAGUAGCGCGGGCAUGGACCUGGUGACGCUACAGGCAACAGACUACAUGGAUGACGGCACCCCGAUCUGCCUGCGCAUCUCGAUCCAGCCGAACAGCGGCGAAGCCACGUUUGAUUUCACCGGUUCCGGAAGCCAAGUGAUGAACUCGACUAACUGUCCGACUGCCGUUGUGCACUCCUCCAUCAUCUACUGCAUCCGCUGCCUCGUCGACUCGGACAUUCCGCUGAACCAGGGCUGCAUGAAGCCGAUCACGGUGGUGGUGCCGCCAAACUCCAUCCUAAGCCCCGACGAGGACCUUCCGGUGGUAGCAGGUAAUGUGACAACCAGCCAGCGCGUGACGGAUGUAGUGCUCAUGGCCCUGCGUGCCGUCGCCAACUCGCACGGCUGCAUGAACAACUUCACCCUGGGCUCCAGUGACUUCGCCUAUUACGAGACCAUCUGCGGCGGCAGCGGCGCCGGCCCAACCUUCGCCGGCACGUCUGCCGUACACACGAACAUGACGAAUACCCGGCUCACCGACCCCGAGAUCUUCGAGGCGCGCUACCCGGUCUUACUGCGGACCUUCCGCAUUCGCCGCAACUCGGGCGGCGCAGGCCGCCACCGCGGCGGCGACGGCGUGGUGCGCAGUGUACUUGCGCUGCGUGACAUGAUCGCGGUAGUGCUGACAGAGCGGCGCGUGUUGGCGCCGAAGGGUCUCUUUGGUGGUGGCAGCGGCGAGCGGGGCUUGAACAUGUUGUAUGUGCCUGUCCCCCCCUCUGGCACAGCCCCCCCUGGCGUGCCUGCGUGGAAGAACGCGCAAGACAUGCUGCACGACGAGGAGCGUGGUCCGUGGAUGAGGGAGGAGCAAACGACUCUCUACCACCCUCGCAACAUCGGCGGCAAAAACGUCGUGGAUGUGAAGAUGGGCGACAUAAUCACCCUCUUCACUGCCGGCGGUGGUGGGUGCUACGCCGAGUCCGCGUCGUAG